CAGUUGCAAUAUUACAACCUAGCACCGAUAAGCAUGAGACCGAUGUCUUUUUAAACAGGAUUACGUGUCUAAUUCACUAAAACAUCUGUGUGUUUAUAUGUCGAGACCCUAUCAAAAAUCGUGUAAUUGUUAUAUUUCUCAGACGAAACUAUGUGUUGAAUUUGAAAUAUAACAGACAAAUGUUGUGAUCUGUUGGGUGUUUGCGUGAUCUAAGGAGGAAGGUGGCUCGGCUCAUAGUCAUACGUUGUGAAAAUCUUAUCCUGUCACACAAAGGAGGUUUCCAUCCAGCCAUCGAGCUUUGAGAGUCAACGAAAAGCAAGUACGACUAAAGGUUUUUGGAGCAGAGUCAUCAAAGGUAGUAGGCAUGUCUCAGUUAACUGACAAUGAAGUCAUUUGGAGCUGCGAAAUUAUUAAAGAUCGGCUGUAUUUUGCGACCGUCGGAGGACUUAAAAUGCGAUCAACACCAACGACACACUAUUUCUCUAUUGACGAUGAUCUAGUGUAUGAAAACUUUUAUGCGGAUUUUGGUCCCUUGAAUUUGGCCAUGCUCUAUCGUUACUGCUGCAAGUUAAACAAGAAAUUGAAGUCAUUCUCUCUAGCGAAAAAGAAGAUAGUUCAUUACACAACGCAGGAUCAACGGAAAAGGCCGAAUGCUGCAUUUCUCAUUGGUGCUUACCAGGUGAUAUAUCUGAAUCGAACUCCCGAGGAAGCGUGCAGGCCCUUUCUAUCCGGCAACAACCAGCCGUUCCUGCCCUUCAGAGAUGCAUCGUUUGGGCCGUGCAUGUACAAGCUAACCGUGAUCGAUUGCCUCAAAGCUAUAGAAAAGAGUUUGAUAAACGGUUUCUUAAACUUCGAAGCAUUUGACGUUGACGAGUAUGAACAUUACGAGAGAGUAGAAAAUGGAGACCUUAACUGGAUUCUGCCAGGCAAAUUCCUUGCCUUCUGUGGUCCUCACAGCCAAACUAGAAUGGAAUAUGGUUACCCGCUGCACGCGCCGGAAGCCUACUUCACGUACUUUCGCAAGCACAACGUGACGCACAUCGUCCGACUCAACAAGAAGAUGUACGACUCGCGACGAUUCAAGGAGGCCGGCUUCGAGCACAAGGAUCUGUUCUUCAUAGAUGGCAGCACUCCCACAGACAACAUCCUUCAGCAGUUCAUUGACAUCGCCGAGGCAACCGAAGGAGCUCUCGCCGUGCACUGCAAAGCUGGCCUCGGUCGCACUGGCACCCUCAUCGGUUGCUACAUGAUGAAGCACUACCACUACACGGCAGCUGAGGUGAUCGCAUGGAUCCGCAUCUGCAGACCCGGCUCCAUCAUCGGACCCCAGCAGCACUACAUGGAAGAGAUGCAGAUGGAGAUGUGGCGGGAGGGAGAUCUGAUGCGGGUGCGGCAGAAGUGUCGCGACAACAACAACAUGGACACCGAGCUGUCACGCAGUCCCAUGUCACACAUCACAUCACGCGUCGAUGACAUCUGCAUCGAGGACAAGCUGCCAGAGAGGAUAGAGGAUUACGAUAGCAUAAUUAAGGAGGAAUGUGUUGUUAACCCGGUGACACAGAGUAACAAGUACGAACUGCGAAGCAGCAACAACAACGACAAGCUCACUCAGGGAGAUGUGCUCAAUCAGAUCAAGGCUCAACGCAAGAUGCAUCUACGAUCCGCCACCAGUGGCUCCAUCUGUCACAACCAUAGAUGGACAUAGGCAAGGUGCACCAAAGC
Priapulus caudatus is the source of this 1722-nucleotide messenger RNA. RefSeq names its product dual specificity protein phosphatase CDC14A-like. The record is from RefSeq and is a predicted model, not a curated record. Gene Ontology annotation, molecular function: protein serine/threonine phosphatase activity; protein tyrosine/serine/threonine phosphatase activity. Bases 365 to 1705 code for a protein of 446 amino acids. The transcript is spliced from 13 exons. Gene Ontology annotation, cellular component: centrosome; nucleolus; spindle pole. Lineage: Eukaryota; Metazoa; Priapulida; Priapulimorpha; Priapulimorphida; Priapulidae. Gene Ontology annotation, biological process: cilium assembly; positive regulation of cytokinesis; protein dephosphorylation.